AUGAAACAUACGUUGCCAGAAGAUGCUUACAGUCCUAAUCGAAGAAUGUUCCUCAUACCAUCCUAUGAUCUAAUUGAUGAAAUAAGCGGGUGGGAUGAGUUAGAAAAGGCAAUGAACACGUUGAAAAGUAAGCGAGAGUUGGUUCUUGGGUUGAAGAAGCAGCAAAUGAAAGAGACCCCACAAGACAAAAACGUCACCGAUUAUGUACUAGACUUGGGUAGACUUUUGGCUCGUUACCUAAGCGAUGAUGGUUUACACGUUUAA
Messenger RNA from Ilex paraguariensis (yerba mate), 264 nucleotides. NCBI's taxonomy places the organism in Eukaryota, Viridiplantae, Streptophyta, Magnoliopsida, Aquifoliales, Aquifoliaceae. The record is from the annotation of a GenBank genome assembly.